Messenger RNA from Nothobranchius furzeri (turquoise killifish), 1836 nucleotides. RefSeq names its product zinc finger protein OZF. The record is from RefSeq and is a predicted model, not a curated record. Gene Ontology annotation, biological process: regulation of DNA-templated transcription. Gene Ontology annotation, molecular function: RNA polymerase II cis-regulatory region sequence-specific DNA binding; DNA-binding transcription factor activity, RNA polymerase II-specific. NCBI's taxonomy places the organism in Eukaryota, Metazoa, Chordata, Actinopteri, Cyprinodontiformes, Nothobranchiidae.
GAUGUAGGCAACUGCAAUAAAACCAUGAAGAAGCAGAAGCUCCUCCUCCUCCAGAAGCUAGCAGGUUGUAGCAGCAGCGCUGUAAACCAUCACCAGGCUAUGGAAACUUUCUUCCCCUCCUCAACAGUUUGACACCAGAGAAGAUAUUCUGCGGUCUUCGUGUCAAUCGGAGCUCCAGAAUCAGGUUGUGGAUUGAAGAGGUUCCCUCUAUCAGACUCGCUCAUCUGAGCUGGUCAUGAUGCAGGAUCGGUUCUUCUGAAGGGAAAACCAAGAGGAUCUGGCUGCAAACAACAAGAUGACGGAAAUGGCGCUGGUUAAAGAAGAAGCUCCUGAAGAACAGAGAGAUGGUGUGGAUCAGCAGGACCCAGAACAUCUUCACAUAAAGGAGGAACAGGAGGAACUCUGGAUCAGUGUGGAGGGAGAGCAGCUCCAUUUGAAGAAGGAGAUUGAUGUGGUCGAGGUUCCACUCACUACAGUUUCUAUAAAGAGUGAGGAUGAUGAAGAGAAACCUCUGUUCUCAGAGCUUCAUCAGCAGCAAACAGAAGACGGUGAUGUCCCAACCAGCAGCUCAGCUGACCAGAUUACAGCAGAAACUUGGAGGAGCCCAGAUCUAAACCCAUGUGAACAGACAGAUACUUCAGAGACGGAAGUUAGUACCGUGGAUGAAGAGAAUGGUGAUGUGAAUCUAGACUCUGAGCUGUCAGACUUCUGGCCUGAAAAUGACGAUGACUGGAAUGAGAGCAGGACUUCUGACUCAGAUGUUAAAAAAACUAUCAACAAAUCCUUUAGCUGCUCUGAGUGUGGUGAACAUUUUCUCCGCAGGUGGUCUCUCCAGAUUCACGUGAGAGAGACGAGUCAUUCAGCAAUAGGGUCUUCAGGCUGUUUGGUUGAUCAGAAAUGUGAUGUAGAGAAGCAACAUGUAGACUCAUGCAGGAAUGUCAAAACAAAACUAAAAUCCUUUGUUUGUAAUGACUGCGGAAAAGCAUUUAGGGGAAAAUCAAAUUUAAAGAACCACGUGACGGUUCACACAAGAGAGAAGCCUUUUGCUUGUGAGCUGUGUGGACAAAGAUUAAGCUGUAGGAAAACAUUAAACAAUCACAUGAGAGUCCACACAGGUGAGAAGCCUUUUGCUUGUCAGCUUUGUGACCAAAGAUUUAGCCAAAAGACAAGUUUUAACAGACACAAGAAAGUCCACACAGGACAGAAGCCUUUUGUCUGUGAGCACUGUGAACAAAGAUUUAGCCAAAAGACGCAUUUAAAUAGACACAUGAUUGUCCACACGGGACAGAAACCUUUUGCCUGUGAGCUCUGUGGACAAAGAUUUAGCCAAAAGGCAAGUUUUAACAGACACAAGAAAGUCCACACGGGACAGAAGCCUUUUCCUUGUGAGCUCUGCGGACACAGAUUUGCCCGAAAGACAACUUUAGACAUACACAUGAUAGUCCACACAGGACACAAAUAAGUCUUUAAAGUGUAAAAGUGUAAUGUGGUGUAAGUGGUUACUUUUAAUAUAUGACCAGUAAGAUGUGAUAUACCUUAUAAAUAUGAAUUAUCAAUAUUAUUGAUCUUUUGAAAUUUGAUCAGAGGUUAAAUCAGGUCUUUCUGGGAAAUCACACCUUUGUAACAAUUUGAAACAGAGGCAUAAAUAUAGUUUGUAAAAAUCUAUUUAAUACUUUAUUCCUACUACUAAUGAAUGAUGAUUGAAACAAGAUAACUGAGACAAUAAAUGAAAUGAUGGAAUAUGAGCUUAGAUGUUACGUAGCAAAAUCUCGUUAAGAAAAUUUUGAUGUCUGGGUUGUAAAAUAAGUGACUGUAUGGCUUAACAAAUAAUCAGUU